CGGGGCAGCAGCCGCAGGCUCACGCCGUAAACAGUCAACAUGGCGGCGGCGGCGGCAACGGCACCCGGGGCCUUGGGUAUCUUGCAGGCCGGCCGCGCUCGCUUGGUGGCCGCUUGCUGUGCGCGGCUUGGCCCUGGGUGGAGGCUGUCCGGCUCCUGGACGGUCCCGCGGGUCGACCCGGCGACCUGGGCUCGGGGCUGGACACCCGCGGCCGGGGGGGCGGCCUGGCGGAGGGGCUACAGCUCUGAGGUGAAGACGGAGGACGAACUGCGGGUGCGGUAUCUGGAGGAGGAGAACCGAGGAAUUGUGGUGCUUGGAAUAAACAGAGCUUAUGCCAAAAAUUCAUUGAGUACAAAUCUUAUAAAAAUGCUUUCAAAAGCUGUGGAUGCUUUAAAAUCUGAUAAGAAAGUACGGACCAUAAUAGUCAGAAGCGAAGUCCCAGGGAUAUUCUGUGCUGGUGCUGACCUUAAGGAAAGAGUCAAAAUGAAUUCCAGUGAAGUUGGUCCUUUUGUCUCCAAAAUAAGAGCAGUGAUUAAUGAAAUCGCUAAUCUUCCAGUGCCAACCAUUGCAGCAAUAGAUGGACUCGCUUUAGGUGGUGGACUUGAACUGGCUUUAGCAUGUGAUAUAAGAGUAGCAGCUUCUUCUGCAAAAAUGGGCCUGGUUGAAACAAAGUUGGCAAUUAUUCCUGGUGGAGGGGGCACGCAGCGACUGCCACGUGCCAUUGGGAUGUCCCUGGCCAAAGAGCUCAUCUUCUCUGCACGUGUGCUCGAUGGCCAAGCAGCCAAAGCAGUGGGCUUGAUCAGCCAUGUUCUGGAACAGAACCAGGAGGGUGAUGCUGCCUAUAGAAAGGCCUUGGACCUAGCAAGAGAGUUUUUACCUCAGGGACCUGUUGCAAUGAGAGUGGCAAAAUUAGCAAUUAAUCAAGGGAUGGAGGUCGAUUUAGUAACAGGAUUAGCCAUAGAAGAAGCUUGUUAUGCUCAGACUAUUCCAACAAAAGACAGACUUGAAGGUCUUCUUGCUUUUAAAGAGAAAAGGACCCCUCGUUAUAAAGGAGAGUAGAAGAAAGAGAAAUCUUCAAAAUGCCAGUGUAAUAAAUAUACUUCUGGAAGUAUCUUUCAGAUUCACGUAUGCCUCAGCAUCUGGAAUCCCAGCGACCAAAGUGAAGAGCGAGUUAUCCAUAUACUGAAUUAAGUAUCUGGAGUGAACCCCUGUGUGUACUUGUUCAAAUGUAUAUCGUCAUUUUCAUUCAGAUUUAUAAAGCUAAUAGUGUAUACUGUCAAAAACGCCAAUUCAAAAUUAGGUAUACAUUUUUAAAUACCUCCUGCAUAUGAAGCUUUCUGUUCUUAAUUUUUCUUAAUGUGAAUAAUUUAUAUAUUGCACACGCUAGGAAAAAAUAUUGAUUGUAUGUCUCUUGUGCUACAGUAUGAAAAUAAAAUUAUUUCCAUGUACCAAAAAUGUGAAGUUAUACCAAAUAAAGUUCUCAAGGGAUUGUACACAUGCACCCACACACAUACAUCUCAUACUGAAAAAGGAGCUGAUAGAAUUCUGAGUGAAAAUUAUCAAAUAUAAGUAAAAUUAGUGAAAAGGAAAUGUGGAAAUUUUUCUCUUACCCCGUUCUUUUUGUAUUGAGUAAAUCAUUGCAUGUUGGAUUUUAGAAGAAACCACCUUUCCAUUGCUGAUUCUGUCAGGUGACCUCUUUACGUAGUCAGUCUUAGAAUACAGUAUGGAUGGUGGAGAAUUAAUCCAGUCAGAGACUGGGACCAAAGGCCUUGUGGAGGCCAACUGGAGGCCUGGAACUGUUGUACCUGUAAGCCCUCCUAGCAAGUGGCCUGGCCCCCUGGCCUAACCCAGAAAUAAAAUGGUGCAGCUGGGCUUCCUUGGUGGUGCAGUGGUUGAGAGUCUGCCUGCCGAUGCAGGGGGCGCGGGUUCGUGCCCCGGUCCCGGAAGAUCCCACAUGCCGCGGAACGGCUGGGCCCGUGAGCCAUGGCCGCUGAGCCUGCGCGUCCGGAGCCUGUGCUCCGCAACAGGAGAGGCCACAACAGUGAGAGGCCCGCGUACCGCAAAAAAAAAAAAAAAAAAAAAUGGUGCAGCCAAGGUUGGCCCUUAGAAGUGGCUUCGUCCUGGAUUAAGGGUGAAGUGAAGCCUGUUUUCUGCUUCCUUCUCCCAAGCUGUUUGCAGCUGAUUUCAGUAAGGAAAGGAGGUGAACACAUCACCCCUCUCUCCCCGUUCUAACAAACGUCAUGCCUUUCUACCCCUGGCCAGGCAAGCAACUAGAAAUGGAGGUGCUCCAGGGAUAUGUGAGUUUAUAUAGCCUUGCCUGCGGGACAGAUAGGAAGUGUGUGGGAAAUAGCUGUAGAAUUCAGUGUGCAAAAGGGAGCGGAACAGUACAGCUCCCUGAAAGAAUUUGGGCUAGCUUUAUUUUGUGUUCAUUUGAUCAAACUACACUGCCUUUUGAGGCUGCAUCCAGGGCUGAGUCCAGCAGUGCUGGAGAAGUCCCCCUUUUCCAGGACCCGCGCCUGUUAUUUUCCAGCUCCAGGGGUCCCCCACUGUCCCCAAACGCUGCAGCUGUGCUUCAUUGCAGUGAAGUCAAGUUCGACACAUGGGUGACUGCCUGUUUCAUGCAUUCCCAUGCUCUGCACCACAGCCUCCUUGCUCUUUAAAGGAUAUAGACUUGGAAUUUGUUAAAUCACCGAAACUUUUGUUUUUUAAUUUGAGAAAUUGAACUCUUAAUCUCAAUUCUAAAAUCCUUGAAAGAGGUAGGCGUGGACUUAACCUCAGCCGAUGGGCACUGUGCCAGGGGGCAGGCCUGCUUACUAUGUGCGUCCUUGUACUACAGCAAGUGCUGUGCUCUUUGUCACCUUUGCUGCUGACACUGUGCAGACUAUGAUGUUUGCUCAGCUGAUCGCCAUCAUAUGAAAGGAGCUUAUUAAAAUUUACAUUGGGCUCUGUGGUGAUUGUAUCUGAUGGUGUGUACACUUUGCUGAUAAACUUGUACCAUUCAUUUCCUGCAGGAUAAUUUGCAAAUAAAGUGCUGGUCCUUGUUUUCAUGA
Molecule: messenger RNA, 3050 nt
Organism: Orcinus orca (killer whale)
Lineage: Eukaryota; Metazoa; Chordata; Mammalia; Artiodactyla; Delphinidae
Gene: AUH
Product: AU RNA binding methylglutaconyl-CoA hydratase
Exons: 10
Coding region: 40-1059 (339 amino acids)
Biological process (GO): fatty acid beta-oxidation
Cellular component (GO): mitochondrion
Molecular function (GO): enoyl-CoA hydratase activity
Source: RefSeq, a predicted model, not a curated record